CGAGUUGUAUUUUAUCUGUAAUCUUUAGUCAUCUACAGCACCUCGAGUAUGCUGAAGUGGACCUCAGAUAUCCUGCUCGGCCACACCAGGUGAAAACUCGUCCCAUUCCAGGGCCACCGUACAUUUUUAGUCCACAGAAUGGAUUUCCGGAAGCUGCUGUUAGAUGUAGACCGGGCUCUGCGUAAAGAUGAGGUGAAAGCUUUGGCGUUUCUUUGCUCAAAUCUCUUGGGCCGAAGCUUGACCUCAGUGAAGUCGGCCAGUGUGCUCUUCUCUCACCUGACAGCUCAAGACCUCCUCUCUGCUGAGCAACCACACCUACUGAGGGAGCUUCUCCUCAUCAUUCAACAAACACGUCUGGUCCGUGACCUCGGCCUCACUGCAGAGACAUGUACUACAGGGAACCACAUCUCUCCGUACAGGAAGCUGCUCUACAGCCUGUCAGAAGACUUAACCGAUGAGAACUUGAAAGAUAUGAAGUUCUUGUUGAAUGGACAGCUUCCCCGCAAAAAACUGGAGGAGAAUGUUACUACACUGGAGGUCUUUCAGGAGCUGGAGCAGAUGGACCUCAUAAAUGAGAACGAUCUAAACCUACUGGAGAAACUACUUCAAUCAUGCUGCCCUGUAUUGGUAGAACGGAUCAAGAAGUUUAAAGAACAACAAGUACCUCACAGCGGCCCUGUAGCUCAAGAAACCGGUCGACCCCGAUCGAUGUCUUACCCUCUUGAGCAAAACCAGGGGGGGUUCUUAGAUGGAAUACCAGCAUCAGAACCCUUGGGACAGUCUGCCAUGAGUUCCUCUAACACCUCAGUAGGUCGUUUUGAUGUGCCUGAUGCCCUGUCUCUGGCAAUGAGCGGUCUGAGCACUACAUCAAACAGCAGCCCCUCCCUGGAAGUGGGAACUAAUGAGACAAACAUGAACUACGACAAGCAGACGCCUCAAACUACAGACGCUGAGGUUUUGGAAUCUUAUCCCAUGACUGCAGAAAAGAGAGGCCUCUGUUUGAUAAUAAACAACUACGACUUCUCUAAAUCCACAAAAUUUCUCAAGAAUCGAGAAGGGACCAAGGUGGAUGAGGAGUCCCUCAUCAAAGUGUUUAAGUGGCUUGGCUUUGAGAUAGAGCUACAGAAGGACUGUAAAAGGGAGGAGAUUCUGUCCUUGGUUCAGAAGCUCGGCCAAAGAGACCACAGUGACAAGCACUGUCUGGUGUGCUGCAUCCUCAGCCACGGGGAGGAGGAGAGUGUGCUCGGGGUGGACGGACUCCCCGUCUAUCUGAAGGAUCUGAAGGAACCUUUCAAUGGGUUAAAGUGUCUGUCCUUGGUUGAUAAACCAAAGCUGUUUUUCAUCCAGGCCUGUCAGGGCACCGACCAUCAGAGCCCUGUGUACAUUGAGGCUGAUGGUCCUAUGAGUGGAUGUAUUUCAAGUGAUGCUCGUAGAGACUCCAUCCCAACUGAUGCAGAUUUUCUCCUGGCAAUGGCCACCGUUCCCCAUCACGUGUCAUACAGAGAGAGGAUUAGUGGCACCUGGUUCAUUCAGUCUUUGUGCCAAAAUCUUGUCCAGAUGGUGCCCAGGAGAUUUGACCUUGUGUCUAUCCUGACAAAGGUGAAUGCAGAUGUGAGCAAGAAGACUGACGAAACUGGUGAGAAAAAGCAGAUGCCUCAACCUGCCUUCACACUCAGGAAGAAAGUGGUCUUCCCCUUACCCCCAGCUCCUCCUCCAAGCCUCUGACCCUGACUGAUGCCAGUUUGAAUGCCUCAUCAUUAAUGUUUUGUAUGGCAAUCCUUGUUUACAGUUUGAAAUCUGCUGGGUACAAUUUUUGAUAAUACUUUUAAAGCAAUAACUGAGCAAGUGGAAUAUGCUGAUAAAGACCUGUGAUGUCGUAAAAAGCUCAGGAAAAACUUUAAACCACACUCUGUUUAAAUAAUUGUCACAUUAUAUUUCAAGAUAAGAUUAUCCUUUAUUAAUCUCAUCAGGGAAAAAAAUUCUGUUUCUAUAAGAUGGCAAUACUCAAAAAGUACUAACAAGGCCUGUGUGCUUCAGGGCCGGAACAAAAUCAUGCAUUUUACAUUGUAAAUAGAUCCAUUUGAAUUUUUAAAAUUUUACAAGAUGCACAUUAUUAGUUUGCAUGUACUUGAAGAAUUGGUUGUUGGACUGAUGCAGUAAACCAAAUACUCCUCAAACUCUUACCGUUGCUGUAUCUGAAUGUAUUAUUGUGAUUGUGUAAAGUAUUGUGCCUCUUUUCUCAGACAAUGAAAUAAUAAAUUUUUGAACCUUUCCCACAUUA
Molecule: messenger RNA, 2281 nt
Organism: Notolabrus celidotus (New Zealand spotty)
Lineage: Eukaryota; Metazoa; Chordata; Actinopteri; Labriformes; Labridae
Product: caspase-8-like
Exons: 13
Coding region: 139-1725 (528 amino acids)
Biological process (GO): negative regulation of extrinsic apoptotic signaling pathway via death domain receptors; proteolysis
Molecular function (GO): cysteine-type endopeptidase activity; protein binding
Source: RefSeq, a predicted model, not a curated record